Messenger RNA from Phacochoerus africanus (Common warthog), 3361 nucleotides. RefSeq names its product transmembrane channel like 3 (gene TMC3). Gene Ontology annotation, cellular component: plasma membrane. NCBI's taxonomy places the organism in Eukaryota, Metazoa, Chordata, Mammalia, Artiodactyla, Suidae. Bases 80 to 3361 code for a protein of 1093 amino acids. The record is from RefSeq and is a predicted model, not a curated record. Gene Ontology annotation, molecular function: mechanosensitive monoatomic ion channel activity. The transcript has 22 exons.
CAGUGGAAGCAGACCCCUUGCCUGCCAGCUCCCCAGCACGCUGCCCAUCCCUCCUGCUCACGCCAGCGAGUCAACCCCCAUGAAACCAUCAAAGGCAUCCCAGCGUUAUAGAAGCAUCGGAAGAAAUGCCAGCCAGCACUACUUCUACCAAGAGUCGCUGCUGCUCAGCAACUUGGAUGACAGCUUUACUGCUGAUGAAACAGGGGACAGCAGCGAUCCAGAACAAAUCUUCCAGAAUAUACAGUUCCAGAAAGAUCUCAUGGCCAACAUUCGCUGCCGACCCUGGACCAUGGGACAGAAGCUGCGGGCACUGAGACGAGCGAAGGACAUUGUGCUGAAGUUUGAAGGGAGGCUGACCCGGACCCGAGGCUACCAAGCAGCAGGUGCAGAGCUCUGGCGGAAAUUUGCACGUCUGGCCUGUAACUUUGUGGUCAUCUUCAUCCCCUGGGAAAUGAGGAUAAAGAAAAUUGAGAGUCAUUUCGGAUCGGGUGUUGCCUCUUACUUCAUAUUCUUGAGAUGGUUAUUUGGAAUCAACAUUGUGCUCACGAUUAUGACAGGUGCAUUUAUUGUCAUUCCAGAGCUCAUUGCAGGUCAACCCUUUGGAAGCACGGCCAGCAAGACCAUCCCCAAGGAGCAUGUUGCCUCUGCCCAAGACCUGGACACCGUCUGGUCCCUGGGGGGCUACCUCCAGUACUCAGUCCUCUUCUACGGCUACUAUGGCAGGGAAAGAAGGAUCGGGAGAGCUGGCUACCGGCUGCCCUUGGCGUAUUUCCUGGUGGGGAUGGCAGUGUUUGCUUACAGCUUCAUCAUUCUCUUAAAAAAGAUGGCUAAGAACUCCCGCACGAGCCUCGCCAGUGCUUCCAAUGAAAACUACACCUUCUGCUGGCGGGUGUUUUGCGCUUGGGAUUAUCUCAUUGGGAACCCGGAGGCGGCAGAAAGCAAAACGGCUGCCAUCGUGAACAGCAUCAGGGAGGCUAUACUGGAAGAACAGGAAAAGAAGAAGAGCAAAAACCUGGCAGUGACCAUCUGCCUCAGGGUCAUUGCCAACAUCCUGGUGCUUCUCUCGCUGGCCGGGAGCAUCUAUCUCAUCUACUUUGUGGUGGACCGGUCUCAGAAGCUGGAGCAGUCCAAGAAGGAGCUGACACUCUGGGAAAAGAACGAGGUGAGCGUGGUGGUCUCCCUCGUCACCAUGUUGGCACCAUCAGCCUUUGACCUCAUCGCCGCCUUGGAGAUGUACCACCCACGGACCACACUGCGCUUCCAGCUAGCAAGGGUCCUUGUGCUGUAUCUGGGGAACCUCUACAGUCUGAUCAUCGCCCUCCUGGACAAAGUGAACAGCAUGAGCAUUGAGGAAGCUGCUCCCUUGAAUAGCACGAGGAUAGAUCCUACCAUCUUCUUUGCCACCAGGGCAGCCCCUGAAGAGAAAUGGUCCACGCCUGGGCCUAGGAUAGGGCUCAGGAGAAACAGCACGUGGGCCCCAGGAGAGGCCAGUGUUCCAACUUACCCCUCGCCUCUGCCAGAGGCCAACAAGACGGCUGUCUCUACCCAGAGUCCACAGGACCAGUGCUGGGAGACAUACGUUGGGCAGGAGAUGCUGAAGCUUUCCAUCAUUGACAUGCUCUUCACCGUGGCCAGCAUUCUGCUCAUCGACUUCUUCCGAGGACUUUUUGUUCGGUACUUAAGUGACUACUGGUGUUGGGACCUGGAAAGCAAGUUUCCUGAAUAUGGGGAAUUCAAAAUAGCAGAGAAUGUGUUACAUUUAGUCUACAAUCAAGGAAUGAUUUGGAUGGGGGCCUUCUUCUCCCCAUGCCUUCCUGCCUUCAACGUCCUCAAGCUGAUUGGCCUCAUGUACCUGCGCAGCUGGGCUGUGCUGACCUGCAACGUGCCCCACCAGCAAGUCUUUCGAGCCUCCAGAUCCAACAACUUCUACUUAGCAAUGCUCUUGUUUAUGCUCUUCCUCUGCAUGCUGCCAACCAUUUUUGCCAUUGUCCGGUACAAGCCAUCUCUAAAUUGCGGGCCCUUCAGCGGGCAAGAGAAAAUUUACGACAUCGUGUCAGAGACGAUUGAGAAGGACUUUCCCGCGUGGUUUGGCUCUGUGGUUGGCUAUGUCAGUAGCCCUGUGGUUAUCCUGCCAGCUGUGCUGCUUCUUUUCAUGCUCAUCUAUUACCUUCAGAGCAUCGCAAGAUCCUUAAAGCUCAGCAAUCACCAGCUCAGAAUGCAGAUCCAAAAUGCAAGAUCUGAAGAUAAGAAAAAGGUUGCUCAAAUGGUAGAAGCCCGCAUCCAAACCCAAGACGAGAGCACCAAGAGGCUUCCAAAGGACAGCGACCUGGGCAGCCAGCUGUCUUCAGCUCACUCGGCGACACCCCAGAACAAUGGCAAUGUGGUCAAUGUUGACUCCUUAAGCAGCAAGAGUGGCAGAAUAGAGACCAUCCGCCAACCCACGCCCCAGAGUCCCCAGCCAGGGCCUGGCAGUCCCAGCUCACCUCUUCGUGGCAUCUCCAGAUCCAGGCACCACACCACCAGGUAUCCACGUGGCCCCUGUGCAAGCACAGGUGACCUUCACAGGAGCAGAUCCUGCACCCCUGGGAUGUUUGCAAAGCACAUCGAAGACGUGCACUUGGAGCCUCUUUUCCGAAAAGACUUUGAGCAAAUCGACCACAGAUCAGCGGUCUCGGCCUUGGGGCCACAGGGUCGCCGGUCCCAUGGCCCCAGAUACUAUGUUGUUAAUGAACAUGACUCUCACCAAAAAAACCAUUCGACUUUCCAGCCAGAAAGACAUUUCGAGAUAGAUACCUUUGGGGACAUAGUGGAGAGGUACCCCAGGAACAUGCGACAGUGUGUGCCCGGGGCCUCCCAUCAGGCUUGCUCUCCACAACGAAGUGAAGAAGAGGACGAGAUGCUGAGGAGAGAGGUGAUCCAACGGGCUUUCCACCCACGCUCCCUGACCGACCUCCACGGGGCUCCUCAUUUUUACGUCGCAGAAAGUUUAGAAAGUCACGCCCUGACUCCUGAGCCCCAGAGAUGCUGGAGCCGUUACACGUCUUGGGAUGAUGGUUUUGAAGGUCAACUUGACAGGCCGAUGUAUGUGCUCAAAAAGCCACGCUCCCGGAAUUUCCAGUACCCACAGCACCCAGGGAAGCCCAGGGGGAAGCCCAGGUUCGAGCCAUCCGCCACAGAGUCGGAUUCCAUGUCGGCGGCGUCCAGUAGCGACCAGCAGAACAGCAGCGCUGACCAGUACCUCCAGGUCUCCCGCAGCCAAGGCAAGCUCCUGAGGUCUGCGGGGCAACGUGGCAGGAGGAAGGCCAUAUCAAGGCAAGAGGUGAUGGAAGAUCUGAAUGAUCUGAUUUGUUCAAACGUCUAG